Molecule: messenger RNA, 1188 nt
Organism: Neoarthrinium moseri
Lineage: Eukaryota; Fungi; Ascomycota; Sordariomycetes; Amphisphaeriales; Apiosporaceae
Exons: 1
Coding region: 1-1188 (395 amino acids)
Molecular function (GO): intramolecular lyase activity
Source: RefSeq, a predicted model, not a curated record
AUGAGGCCGUCGCGACCUCUCGUCCGCCCGGACGCCGUGCUGCGCUCGCUGCGCCAGCCACCGAGAGCCACGCGCUUCCAAUGCCUCAAUGCGACGCAGAACCAUCAGAAGCAGCAGGCGAGGACAUUUGUCCGCCGCGCGAAUUCCUCGCACCGCGCCGUCGAAAAUCUCAACCUCGACCGCAUGCGCACCACCUCGUACGACUACCACGUCCGGCGACGGAACUUCCUCGCGGCCGGUGCUGCUGCUGGAGUCAUUGCCUUCAUCUACACAGCCUAUCUACUGAAGAAGGAGAUCGACAAGCCCAAGAAAUUCGACUCGGGUCUGCCGAGUAACGUGGACCCGUUCCUGACCGAAGCCGGAUCUACCCGCAAGACAGUCGUGCACGAUCAGGAUGGCAGAGAAAUCGUCCCGACAGGCAACAAGACCGUCGAGUGGUUCCCCCGAACCCUGGACUUGAACAUUGGCGCGGGAGAUCGCCAGCAGGUCGUCAACGGCGUGGAAUAUACGCUGGUCGGAGUGGGCACUCGGUCCGUGGGCUUUAUGUUGAUGGGAUUCGAGGUAUACGUCGUGGGAUACUACAUUGCGACGCAGGACAUCGCGGCCAUUCAGCACAAGCUGGUCAAGGAGGUCAACCCCAUCGCCACGACCCUGGUGCCCAGUGAACGGGACGACUUGAAGAAGCGGCUGUUAGACCCUGUAGAGGGCGAGAAGCUAUGGUUGGACAUCCUCUGCAAUGUCAAGCCAAGAAGCGCUUUCCGCAUUGUUCCCGUCCGCAACACCGACUUUCCCCAUCUCCGCGAUGGCUUUGUCAGGGCCAUCACGGCCCGAUCGCAAGAGAACAAGGCCGAAUACAACGACGAGUCCUUCGGGCAGUCAGUGAAGGAAUUCAAGGCGCUCUUCACCCGAGGCAAACUCCCGCAAAAGUCGGAACUCAUCAUGGUUCGUGAUGACAAGGGCAGAUUCAACCUCAUAUUCGAUGACGGCAAGAAGUCCAAGGACUCCAAGGACGAGAAGUCGCUGGCCACUCUUGGCCGGGUCGACGACGAGAGGGUUAGCAGGGCUCUGUGGCUGAACUAUCUUGCUGGGAAGAACGUUGCCAGCGAGCCCGCCAGACAGAAUAUCGUCCAGGGCAUCAUGGAGUUUGUCGAGCGCCCCGUGGGCACUGUGGCUGCACAGGUUGUGUAG